UAAAAGGAAAGCAGAAGCCGCCGUGUGCACCCGCUGCCGGGAGAAGCACGGGAAGGGAGGGCACUGCCCACUGGCACCCCUGCCUGCGCUGGGCGAGGGUGCGGGAGCCGCGCUCGGUUUUCCGCCAACAUGAUCCUGUACCAAAGCAGCUACACAUAGCAAACAGAUUCAUCACGCCACGGAGCGCAGGAAGGUGAGACAGAAACAGAAACUAUCACUGAAAGGAAGAAGGGGGGGGAGAAAAAAAGGCAGCGACUGCGAAUUACUUCCAGAGAAAGUGGGUGGAUGCUGUGCAGCAGCGUCUUGGGAUUGUAAGGGAUGCACCCUUACAUUUUGCUUCUCUCUAGUCCGAGCCUCCCUUCCCCGGUGGCAGAAAGCGGCGGUACUUGGCGGUAGGAAAUCGGAAAGAGGAAUAAGGAGGAGGGUUUCGUUCAGCAGUGCUUGCGAUGUCCUGCUGAUCUCCUUUAAGGAUCUUUACAAUUUUUUUCCUGGUGGAUGUUGCUAUCUUGACCUUGAUUUUGAGUCCUUUUAGUUGCAGUUUUUGUUUUGUGUUUUUAUUUCCCUUGGCGAGGAGUGGAAAGGGGGAGGCUGGCUUCGGUGCUGAAAGUUGCAGUCCUUAUUAUUUUGGAGUCACUAUGUGCACCAACAUAGUCUACGAGUGGCUGAAGACCCUGCAGCUCUCCCAGUACGCGGAGUCCUUCGUCGAUAAUGGUUACGACGACCUGGAGGUCUGCAAACAGAUCGGGAACCCGGACCUGGAUGCCAUCGGCGUUGUCGUGCCCCACCACCGGCGCCGGAUCCACGAAGCCGUGCGGCGGCUGAAGGAGACGGACGAGGCGGCGGCGGGGCUGUACUUCACCCUGGAGCCGCAGCCGCCGCCGCCGCCCCCGCGGCCGGCUCCCCCCGACACCGGGCGCUGCCCCCGCCGGCCGGGCGGGCAGGAGGAGGCCCGGCGGGGGGCGGCCCCCCGGCAGCGCCCGGGCGGGCGGCGGGGGGCGGCCGGUGGCGGGGGGCUGGUGGCCUACCCCAGGCUGAAGCUGAAGAUCAUGAUCCGGGACAAGCUCAUCCGCGACGGCAUCAACCUGAGCAAACCCCCCUACUCCAACAAGGAUGGGUCGCUGGGAAAUAUCGAUGACCUGGCACAGCAGUAUGCAGACUACUAUAACACCUGCUUCACGGAUGUCUGCGAGAGGAUGGAAGAGCUGCGCAAACGGAGAGUUUCCCAGGACCUUGAUAUGGAGAAACCUGAUGCCAGCUCCACAUCUCUACAGCUGCGAUCCCAGAUUGAGGAGUCACUUGGUCUCAGCAGCACGGCAUCAACACCCGACUCUGAAAGAAAGCUCUCCAUUCAUAAAUCAAGUUCAGAAGAAGGCUCUGUAGACUGGAAAAAGAAAAAUAAGUUUUUUUGGCAGAAUUUCCGAAAGAACCAGAAAGGACUAAUGAGGCAGACUUCGAAAGGAGAAGAUGUAGGGUACGUGGCCAGUGAGAUCACAAUGAGUGAUGAGGAGCGGAUCCAGCUGAUGAUGAUGGUCAAAGAGAAGAUGAUCACCAUUGAGGAAGCACUUGCUAGACUGAAGGAAUAUGAAGCCCAGCACAGGCAGUCGAGCACUGUGGAUGGUACAGAAUGGCCUGAUGGUUCUUACUCAACAUUUGAUGGGUCUUCCAAUUGUAAUUCAAGAGAACAAUCCGAUGAUGAAACAGAGGAGUCGGUGAAGUUUAAGCGGUUGCACAAGCUGGUGAAUUCUACUCGCAGAGUCAGGAAGAAACUCAUAAGAGUGGAAGAAAUGAAAAAACCCAGCACAGAAGGUGUGGAAGAGCACUCACUAGACAACUCUCCUGUUCUGGAUGACAGAUCGCCACUUUACUCUGGAGUUCACAAGAAGCAAUUCUACUUUGAUGGCUCCUGUGAAAAGCAGCCAGAGGAAGACUUGGACUCACUCACUACUUCUCCCUCGUCCAGCAGUCUUGAUACCUGGGGAGCUAACCGGAAGCUGGUGAAGACCCUCAGCAAAACUGAUAGCCGUGGCCUUAUCAAGCCUCCCAAGAAACUUGGGACAUUUUUCUCUUACCCAGAAGAGGAGAAGACCCAGAAAGUUUGCCGCUCCUUGACAGAUGGGGAAAUGAAGAAGAGCCUUGGCUCACUGAGCCAUGGGGUAAGUACAGAAAGCAUUUGCUUUUAUGACAGCAACAGGCACAAGCACCAUCUUCUGGUGUCCCUGGAGGAGAUUCAAAGUUUAAGGAAGCAGAUCCGAUUGAAGAAAAUGGAUACUAACUAUUCCUGUUCCAGAGCUUUUCUUUGCCAGCGCCCUGCUAGGAAAGGAGCAUCUCCCACACCUUGCGACCUACAGUUACUGCGGCACAAAACGAAAGGGGGUGGAGGUUGUGGCUUCCCAAACAGAAGGCUACGAGGGCGCACUUCUGUCAGCGAGUUCAAUAUUACCUAUGUGGUGGAGAGAAGCCUGUACAGUCACCUCAACCUCUCACAGCUGGUGCGUCCCGUUACUGACAGGACCCUGAGCAAGGCCGACAAGCAGGACCUGAGGAGAUGCCUGCUGGAGGAGGAUGAGGAGGCCAAGAGGAAAUGGGCUGCCACAGUGGAUCGCUGUACUAAAAGGGUUCUCUUGAGAAUCCACCAAAAGUCUAGAACCUGUAGCUUUGGAGGUUUUGACUUGACAAAUCGUUCCCUUCAUAUUGGAAACAGUUCUGACCAAAUGGGAAAAGAAGGAGACUUUGUUUAUAAAGAAGUGAUCAAAUCACCCUCUGCCUCCCGUAUAUCUCUGGGCAAAAAGGUGAAGUCUGUAAAAGAAACCAUGAAGAAAAGGAUGUCUAAAAAAUACAGCAGCUCUCUGUCUGAGCAGGAGUCCAGCCCUGGGGUCAUGCCAGGCUCUCCACAGUUGCCACCACCAGACACUGACUCCCUGGACAAACCCAAGCUGAAAGCCGGUGGCUCAGUAGAGAGCCUGAGGAGUUCCUUAAGUGGUCAGAGCUCAAUGAGUGGUCAGACAGUGAGCACAACAGAUUCCUCAACAAGCAACAGGGAGAGUGUGAAAUCAGAAGAUGGUGAUGAUGAAGAGCCUCCUUACAGAGGACCUUUUUGUGGAAGAGCCAGGGUUCACACUGAUUUUACUCCCAGUCCUUAUGAUACAGACUCUUUGAAGCUCAAGAAAGGUGAUAUCAUUGAUAUAAUCAGCAAACCUCCCAUGGGCACUUGGAUGGGUCUGUUGAACAACAAAGUUGGCACUUUCAAAUUUAUCUAUGUGGAUGUCCUAAAUGAGGAGGAAGAGAAGCCGAAGCGGCCCACGAGGAGACGCCGGAAAAGCAGACCACCCCAGCCCAAGUCAGUUGAGGAUCUCUUGGAUCGCAUCAACUUAAAGGAGCACAUGCCUACUUUUCUGUUCAAUGGUUAUGAAGAUCUAGAUACCUUUAAGCUUUUAGAAGAAGAAGAUUUGGAUGAACUGAACAUCCGUGAUCCAGAGCACAGAGCUGUUCUCCUCACAGCAGUGGAACUUCUACAGGAGUAUGAUAGUAACAGCGACCAGUCAGGAUCUCAGGAGAAACUUCUCAUUGAAGGCCAAGGCCUAACUGGAUGCUCUCCUCGGGAUUCUGGCUGCUACGAAAGCAGUGAAAACCUGGAGAAUGGUAAAACUCGAAGGACCUGUCUUCUGCCCUCAAAAUCAGCAAGUGAGCAUAGCUUUAAGGACUUCAGCAGAAACCAGCUAUCAAAUUAUCCCACACUUCCACUGACCAAGUCAAUAGAAACUCUACAGCAAGGGGAAAAGGAAAGCCGGUUGAGCUGUGCACAUCAUGCUUUGAAGAGCUCUGUCAAACCUCCAGCUGUUACAGGUCUGAAGAACCGUAGGAGUUUACCAGUUGCUGUUUGUCGGAGCUAUGAAACUCUGGAUGGCCCCCAAGAUGUGGAUACAUGGCCAAGAUCUCACUCGCUGGAUGAUCUCCAGGGAGAAUCCAAUACUAACCUACAGAACGCUAGCCAGAAAGUGGGUUAUUUUCCUCAGGAUUCGCUGGUUGUAGCAAAAAAGGCAACUGGCUCUGCCUUGCCCCCUCAGUCUCAUGCAGGCAGCUGUAUGGUAGAUGACUUGAUGCCUAAGCAGGGUCAAGGAGCUGCUAGUUCUCAGAAGGGAAGAGGAAAGGAAUUGGACUGCUCUCUAAUGGAGACUGCAGGUGGAAAGCCUGCUCCGUUCCCCUUGAAAAACUGUGAAGCUCCACCUGCCUUAGCAGCGCAUCUUGCAACAAGAACGCCUCUGGAAAUAAGAAGUAAAGGCUUUCAUGACCUUGCACGGGCUGAUUAUGCUCCAGUCCUCAAGGGAGGUCUAGAAGCUGAGCGAAAAGGCAUAAAUGAGGCAAGAAUGCAACCAAAAAAUCCUUCUCAGCCACCACCUGUCCCUGCCAAAAAAUGCCGAGAACGCCUUUCUAAUGGAUUAUAUAUUCCUCCCACGACCCCAAGUGGGAGCCAUUCAAGUCUAGAAGCACCAUGUUUGCCAGUAAAAAAGACCAGCUCAUCCACUCCCAUUGAUUGUUAUGGAGUACCUGUCCAUAGGACAUCUUCUGAACAGGAGCCCAGUACCCCUCCUAGCCCGCUGCCACCCUGGCUGUCGGAGCUCCCAGAAACUGCUAGUGUUCAGCAGCACAUGAUAAAGCUCGGUCCUGCUUCAGCAAGGAAAGUCUCUUGUAGCAGGGGAAUGGAUCUGGAAAUGGUAAUUGAGAACAAGUUGCAGUCUGAAGACAUUGAUCUCACUGAAGAACCAUACUCUGACAAGCAUGGUCGCUGUGGCAUUCCUGAGGCUUUGGUACAGAGGUACUCUGAAGACUUAGACCAGCCUGUAAAGGAUGUUGCCACAAACAUGGACCAAAUCCGGGUAAAGCAGCUGAGGAAGCAGCAUCGCAUGGCAAUUCCAAGUGGAGGGCUCACUGAAAUUUGCCGAAAACCUGUAUCCCCGGGACUUAUCACGUCUGUAUCUGACUGGCUGAUUUCCAUUGGUCUACCUAUGUAUUCCAGCCUGCUCACAGAAGCAGGAUUCAACACACUGAGCAAAGUGCCUUCUCUGUCACAAACUUACCUUCAAGAAGCUGGCAUCACAGAGGAAAGGCACAUAAGCAAGCUCCUGGCAGCGGCAAGACUCUUCAAACCUCUUGAUCCAGAGGCAAUUUAACAUGCUCCGUUGUGUGGCAUUGCCUGGUUGAAAAUCCACUGCUUCUUCCUGCACCAGUAUUGCUCUAAUUAUUUCACAUAGCUAAAGGGAUCAAGGAAGUGGCUCCCAAGGACAGGCAGAUAUCUUCUUCAGAGGAUAUGAAAUGUUUCUAUUGCUGUCUUUGGCAACUGAAGGAGAAGAUAAGCAACCACCAGGUAACAUAGAUGUGGUACUUCCGUCCCUGCUCACUUCCCUGUAAUGUAUUCUUAUCUCAUAAAGUGCACAGGGUUGGCCUGAGAAUCAGACAGCUUUGCUGAAUUAAGGGACCCCUGCAAUUUUGUGAAAGUAAUACUACUAGUAGACCCUUGUUUCUAUGGAGAGCUUCUUAGGUUGGAGGUCUUCUAAGGUUCCAGGUAUCUGGAGUCAGUCCCAAAGACCGGGUACAAGCCAAGAUGAAAAUUCCAGUAGAAGCUGUUUGGCAAAUGCCUUUUGUUUAUUUUAGCAGUUUAGAGCUAACCACAGACCCCCCUGUCAUCUUCGCUGUUGCUUGUUGUAGGUCCCAAUACGCCACAAAGCCUUUAGCUAGGCCAAAGUUAAUGGACUGGAAUUAGUUUUCACUAUGGUCCAUCUAUGUCACUCCAAUGCAACUAACCCAUGGAGAGUCAAAAAGCUUAUUUUUAUUUGUACAGAGCUGAGGUCAUUUUUAUAACUGCUUUCUAGCAAUCAGCUUUUUAUUUGCCUUAAGAAAAGCUUUUAAGCAGUUAUCUAGUGUUCACUUACCUGUAAUCAUGUUUCUAAAGCCUUGUUUCAACCUUCACCCUUGAGAUGUGCUGAGGGUGAUUUCCAGCUGAAGUAGCUUCUACAAAAUGCUCAUCAUAACACACUCCGUGUUGUAGAGAUGCUUUUACAAAUGCAGGGUUAUGCUAGAUUUUGGUUGUCAGGCUAACUUCUUGUUCACUACAGUCUGCAUUUACUGUUGUUACUAAACUGUUCUGAGAUAUACAGCCUUGUAUAUAUGUAACUGCUUUUAAUUUUAAUCAUAUUCUGUGUACUGUGUUAUAUCGUCAAUCAUUAUGCUGCAGCUUUGACUUGGUAUCCUGACCAUAGCAAUUCCAAACAGUGGGUUUCUGCAAAUGAAAAUUCACUUGUGGUAGACAAAACACCUUGAAAAAGCAAAUUGUGUCCCACAGAAAUCAUCAGAUCCAGUAACUCCGUUUCACGGACGAUAAAAAAAAUAAUAAUCUGAUGUAGUCUUAUGAAUUACACUGUGAUUUUACAACAGUUGAUACCCCUCAUGACUAUGUAUUAAUGUUACCUCCCACUGGAAGAGAGCAGGGUUCUGGCAUUUGUGGUGAACCAUUUUUCCAUGAUGUAAUGGUAUUUUUCUGCCUAAAUCAGUGUAAAAUAUUCCAUUUGCAUAUGUGGUUAAUGACCAAUUUUUAUUUUACCCAAUACAGAUUAUCAAUAAUAGCUUUUCCUUUGAGGUCUACGCAUGGUGCAUCCAGCUUCUUGUAGCACAAACACUCCAUGAAAGACAGAGCAGCCUUGCUCUGGUAGGUAAAGGGAGGUAGUAUAGAAACCUGGGCACAGACCAGGAUGUGUGGCUGUUUCCAACAUCUGUUCUGACAUCAACUAACUGUAAAAAAACAGAGAAGGCACUUGAAAAUUUGGUGCCUCAGUUAUCUCAGCCUCAUGUUGAGCUAAUGACACUUUUCCUGAUAAAAUGUUCUCAGAUGAAUGCAAAAUUGCGUUUAGUCCAUGAUCCCUUACUAUAUACAGUUCUUUCACGAUCAUGUUUUAAGUCAGGUGAAUUUUACUACAGAUGAUAAUUAAUUUGGCUUCUAGUAGAAUUGAUAGGAGUUAGGUUUACCUCCCUCAUUUCAUAUUUCACCACUGUCUCCUGCACAGCAUCAUGUGAAGGCAACAAGUUCACUGAUGCAACUUGAAAUUGUUCUCAAGCAAAGCCUCCAGAUAUGUUCCUGUAAUGUUCUCCUUGGUGUGUGGAUCAUCGGCAUAUUCUAAUAUGACAGCGUAAGGAAACAUACAGCAUAGGUGCUUUGCACAGGUGAAAAUUAAAAAAAUGAAGAAAAAAUUAUUAAAAAGAAAUUGGGUGUAAUUUUAAUAAUGAUGAUUUGUGUGUUCCUCUCUGAGGCUUACAUGGCAACGGUCAGUAAGCAGGAGAUGGAAGGAGUAUUUGGGACUUGCUGGGACUGUUGGCAGGGGACAGAACUGAGUAGAAGUUAAGUAGACAGCAGCUAUAUUGGAGCAAGGGAAAAGUCCAAGCUGGCUAUAUGCAAUAAAAAAAGGAACAGAUUUCCUCACAUUGCAGGGAAUACAAGUCACAUAAAGCUUUCCCAUAUUAUUUACUUUCCCCUUUCUUAAUAACAGAAGGAGAAUUAUGAGAAUCAGCUGAAUCUGUGUGCCAAUCCGUGAUUUUUAAAUGAUUGUGUAACCCUGGGAAACUAAAUCACACCCAUCAGGACUAGAGUUGGGCACUUUGAGAUUUGUGAGUUUUAAUAGUUGCUUUGUUUUUCUUUUAAGACUUGGCUCUGCAGUUUUACUCGAAUUACAAUUUUAGUUUAUAUUUUAAUUAAAGAAAAAAAGCCUUAAGCUUCUCAGUGUUUGAGCUUCCCUUCUGUGGUUUCAGUGACCUGUGGUGUUCCCCGAGCAGGUGAGGUGGUGCAGUAUGAGAGCCUUAAUCUCUUACAUUUUCUUGCAACUGUUCAGUGCUCUAAGCAAAAGUUCACUUACCUACUCUUGGGAAGCACAAAAGAAACCUGCUGCUGGAAUCCUAAUCCGCUCUGCUCAGGCUAACGAUGUUAAGUGUCUAUCGAUUAUACCAUUGUCACUCUGAAACAGCUAUUUAACAAUAGAAGCAGCAAGCCCAAAAUAUUAGCAAAAGCCAUCAGAACCGAAAGCUUCGAUCGACCACCCUCUGCCACCACCCAGGUGGUACUGACCCCUGUAGUUCCCUGUGCUCUGGCAAGCCUGCCUGUCCUGGUUUGAGCUUCAUCCUGGCUCAAACCAGGACAUUGCCUUCGGAUGCAAACUUGGGAGCUUGAUCAGAAGCAUGAAACAUUGCAUUAUUCCAACAGGUCAUCAUCUCUAAGAGCAGCAAUAGUGGUCGAUUCACCAAGUCACAGCUGUGCAGUUGUACUGUAUUAUUUUUAGAAUAAAUAAUACUUUUGGUCCAAGAUACUUUUAUCUUUAAUUGACCCUCUGGGGAAUCAAAACUGUUAAGCAAGUUAUGUAACAACUAACAAAGUUGCACUUUCUGUAUAUGAAAUCAAUAUUUAAAUAACUUAUUUUUCUCCAUUUGCUGUUCUUAAAUGAUGUAAGUAGCUGUAAUAUACCAGUACUCGAUAUGUCCUGCAGUUUGCUUCAACCCAAGAAAGCUGUGUAUUGUAAAGAAAAAAAAAAAAAGAAAAAGCAAAAUAUGAAUGUGUAAAGAUUAUUGUGCUGUUUCAUUUAGCAAAAAAAAAAAAAAAAAAGGUUGACAAAAGGGUUUUCCUGUGUAUCAAAACUUGUCUAUAAUUAUAUGUCAUACUGUUCAUAGAUAAAAAGUAAAUAAAUUUCCUUGGUCUCUCUC
Molecule: messenger RNA, 8736 nt
Organism: Apus apus (common swift)
Lineage: Eukaryota; Metazoa; Chordata; Aves; Apodiformes; Apodidae
Product: SAM and SH3 domain-containing protein 1-like
Exons: 20
Coding region: 636-5168 (1510 amino acids)
Molecular function (GO): protein binding
Source: RefSeq, a predicted model, not a curated record